Messenger RNA from Penicillium vulpinum, 1347 nucleotides. Its product is annotated as NCBP3 domain-containing protein. Gene Ontology annotation, cellular component: cytosol; nucleus. The transcript is spliced from 2 exons. The coding region runs from base 1 to 1347 and encodes 448 amino acids. Gene Ontology annotation, molecular function: mRNA binding; RNA 7-methylguanosine cap binding. The record is from RefSeq and is a predicted model, not a curated record. NCBI's taxonomy places the organism in Eukaryota, Fungi, Ascomycota, Eurotiomycetes, Eurotiales, Aspergillaceae.
AUGGCAUUCAGCGGGGCCGCCUCAGCUCCUACCGCGGACAUGGACAUCGACAUGGACCUUGACCUGGGACCAGAGCCAGAGCCACAGCCAGAGCCAAUUCAGGUGGAAACAACCACAAACCAAGAACCCACCCUUGACCCCCUCACUGAUGAAGCGGUCUACGAAAAAGUGCAUGUUCGCGGCGUCGAUGAAAUGACCACAGAAAAUAUCAAACAGUUCGCCCGUGAAUGCUCUGGACAGGAACCAGUGCGCGUUGAAUGGAUCGACGACACAUCCGCCAACCUCAUUUUCCCCUCCGCCGAAAUUGGCCUCCAAGCCCUCACAGCUCUCACCCAAGUCGCCGAGGAAGAAGACGCGUCUACCCUGCCACCUCUCCGUCUCCGAUCGGCAAAGGUCCUCUCCUCCCACCCUGAUUCCGUCCUCCAAGUGCGAUCGGCUGUCAAGUCGGACCGCAAGCAAGCCCGCGCUCAUGAAAAGAGCCGCUUCUACCUCAUGCACCCCGAGCACGAUCCCCGAGAACGUCUGCGCCAAGAAUUUGCAGACAGGAGACGUAGCGACGAUGCAGGCGAUGGCGAUUACAGCCGGCGCAGAUUCGACGACCGGGAACACCGACGCCGCCGAGACCGCGCCGAUGACGAGGACUUCAACGCCGAUAUGUACGGUGAUAGUGUGGGCACUGAACCCGAGCGCGCUCGGGGAAAGCCCAGAGGCCGUGGCCAGAGGGACCUGUUUCCAGAGGAGGAGGGCCGAUCAAGUGGACGUCUCCGGAAUCGCAGUGCGUCUCCGGGACGAGACACGCUGGAGGAGGAACUUCGGGGCGAGCAGGGUGGUCGUGAUAAUAGCAGGCGGUUCCGCGAGAGGUCGCCUCGAUACAGCCGUCAGAACAAGGAUAAAGAGCUUUUCCCAAGCGCGGGCGCGGGCGCGAGCGAGUCGGGAACCCGCGAGCUUUUCCCGAACAAGCCCACAUCCAGCUACAUCAAGAAGGAGCUAUUGCCUAGCAAGCCGAGUCACCAUCGUCGGUCAGAUGCGUUUGAUGCUUCUUCUGCCCCAGGCGCCUCUGAGCACAGACGCCACAGCAACAUUGAGCUCUUCCCUGAUUCCACCAACAAUGGCGCCCGCAUUCGUGGAGCUGCCGAAGACCAAGGGUUUGCCAUCCGUGGCGGAGCAUCAACCGGUAUGUCGAUUAAAGGCCGGGGUGCGUCGGUGCGCGAGCUGUUCCCUUCCAAGUUCGGCGAUGACACAAACAAUAACACCAAUGCUGGCCCCAAUGCUGGCAAGGAAUUGUUUUCAGAUACACUAGAAGGACGCGGCGGUCGUCGUCGUCGGGCUGAGGAUAUGUUCAGCUGA